This is a messenger RNA of Fonticula alba, 1116 nucleotides long. RefSeq lists its product as hypothetical. Gene Ontology annotation, cellular component: Arp2/3 protein complex; cytoskeleton. Gene Ontology annotation, molecular function: actin filament binding. Bases 176 to 712 code for a protein of 178 amino acids. Gene Ontology annotation, biological process: regulation of actin filament polymerization; Arp2/3 complex-mediated actin nucleation. Lineage: Eukaryota; Rotosphaerida; Fonticulaceae. The record is from RefSeq and is a predicted model, not a curated record. The transcript is spliced from 5 exons.
CAGGCCCCCGGCCCCGCCCCCGUUGUCCUCCCGGCCGGCGUUUGGGGGCGGUUUUUCGGCCGGCCAAAACAACAUCACCCCCUGGUCUCUGGCACACACACAAAGUCAGCUCCCUAGCCGUCUUCGUUUUCUUUCUCUCUCUCUCCCCCCCCCCUUUCGCGGACACCUCGCCAUCAUGCCCGCCUACCACUCCUCCUUCAACGCUGUUUCGACCGAGGCCCACUGCCAGGUCGUCGGCAACUUCCCCCUGCUCCCUCUGACCACCUCUUCCCGUGGCCCGGCCCCCUCGAACCCCGCCGGCCAGAUGGACAUCGUUGACGAGGCCAUCUCCAUCUUCCGCGCCAACGUUUUCUACCGUAACUUCGAGUUCCAGGGCAACGCUGACCGCGCCCUUUGCUGGAUCAUUCUCUACAUCUCCGACUGCCUGAACAUCAUUCAGAAGUCCUCUUCCAAGAUCGAUGCCAACAAGCGCCUGCUCACCGCCGCGGCUGACGCCAACUUCGCCAUCCCCGGCGACGGCAACUUCGUCUUUGGUGCCCUCUACCAGAAGCCGGCCUCUCCCUCCGAUGCCAACCUCCUCCGCCAGUACAUGUCCCAGCUUCGCCACGAGGUCGGCACUCGCCUGGUUUCCAUCGUCUAUGGCGAUGCCGAUGUCCCGAGCAAGUGGUGGAUGUGCUUCACCCGCCGCAAGUUCAUGAACAAGAGCCUGUAAGAAGGUUUGCACAACGGCGCGCGCUUAUGCAGGCGCAUCACACCAUUCCCCCUCAUUCCCGCGCAUACACACGCACACCCUCGCCUUUGAACCGUUGUACUGUGGCUGGCCGUAGCUACUUCCGCAUCAAAUACCCACCCCAGAGAGAGGAAGCCUUCCGACAUGUUUCCGUGCAACACACAUUCCUCCACAACCACACACACACGCACGCACACACACACAACGCACAUGCGUCCAUAUGACCGGGUGAUCGCGCACGCAGGGGCCUCUCGGGCGGCACCUCACACUAGUUCUCACGCGCGAGCAGUCCCCUGUGGAGGGGCCCCCUCCACGCCGCGCGCGUCCUCCCCCCUCUCCUCGCCAAUUCUCGCUCCUUUUCAAAAAUAAAGCCCCCACGCACACAA